This is a messenger RNA of Fusarium redolens, 878 nucleotides long. RefSeq lists its product as uncharacterized. The record is from RefSeq and is a predicted model, not a curated record. The transcript is spliced from 4 exons. Bases 313 to 846 code for a protein of 177 amino acids. Lineage: Eukaryota; Fungi; Ascomycota; Sordariomycetes; Hypocreales; Nectriaceae.
GUCCUUUCUAAUCACAGCUCUUCCAUUCGCGCAAGCCUCACCUCUUCCUAUCAACACACUAACAAGAUAACCUUUCCUAAUCCAAUGCAAGUUACAAGCCUCCGGACCACGGACCGCCUCCUCUCCUUAUCAAAGUUAAGCUAUCAAGCCCAGAACUGGACACCUGAUCCUAAUCAACCCCGCAAACACGGAAGCGGCCCGUGUUCCUGGGCACUUCCUAUCAACAAACGCGGGGUAGGUAAAGUAUCUAAGUUAAGAUGGCGAUAAAUGAUGAGUGUUGGGCGUUGAUUGCGAGAGUCGGCUAACUUUACCAUGAUGAGUUCAAGCGUUGAGUGCUACCUUGUUCCCCGGACUGAAGACGCGCCUAACAGCCGACUUCCGAUCCUUGUGUAUCGCGAUGUGCUACCUCAUCCGCGAACAGAGGAGACAGCAACGCAAUUUCUGACAACGCACCAUUGGGAAAAGAGAGGAACCUGGGGACAUAUUGCCAUUCGCCAUUUCCAUCCCAACAGCCAUGAAUGCUACGGCAUCUUUCAGGGCUCUUCAACACUCUUACUAGGAAAGAUUCAACGCGGGAAUGGUGCAGAGGUCCCUGUCAAGGCAGGAGAUGUUGUCGUCCUACCCGCCGGAACAGCCCAUUCAUCCCUCGAAAGCUCUUCGGAUUACAGGUACAUCGGUGUAUACCCAAAGGGUUGUCCUAAGUGGCGGAAUGAAAUGGGAAAGAAACCUUCUACCGUGUUUCUGGAUACUAUCAAAGAAGUAGAGAUGCCAGAGGAUGAUCCUGUGUAUGGGCCCGACGGACCAUUACCGAUGCUAUGGAGCUAUAAGCCUCGCGCAAAGUUGUAGAUAGCAAGAUAAUACAGUCUUUGUUGACAGUA